Cylicocyclus nassatus is the source of this 307-nucleotide messenger RNA. The record is from the annotation of a GenBank genome assembly. Lineage: Eukaryota; Metazoa; Nematoda; Chromadorea; Rhabditida; Strongylidae.
CCGAUACGAUCAUCUGUUUUAACCAUCUCCUGUGAACGCAUAUGUUUUGAUAUUGCUCUGCUAACAGACGUUAUCGCUACUCUAUGCAUAGCUGUUAUCGGAUGCGGCUUAUCAACGGUUGAAUGUGGCAUUCAGAAGUACAAAACAAAAUUAUGUGACCUUUUAGCCUAGCCAAUCCGGAAAGGUUGUUUAACGAUAUGUGAACCAGUUGUAACAAAUCUAGCUUUUCAGUUUUGAAUGUAUUUUUCAUGCAUAUUAUGACAAUGUUUGUUGUUUUUCAAUGUCUCUUUGCAUCGCACCUUCUGGC